AGAAUGAGAGAGGCAAUGUGGGGGAAGUAGUGGGCGGGAAAGCAUGCACAUGUGGUGUUUGUUGUAUGCAAUGGGAGCCUGAAGAGAAGUGACACUCACCACAUCAAGAAGGGGAUGAAUGGAAACCGGUUUAGCUUUGUUUUGGGAGAGGCAGCUGCCAGAGUCAUUGUAGGAAAAAUAAAGGAUACCUCGAAUUAAACGACAGCUUUCAGCCAACAUUCACACUGUGAUUGCUAUUAUAUCUGUCCACAAAGGUACAUGUACCACUUGUAUGUAUAGAUAUUAAAAUAAAAAUAACCAUUUUCGAUAUUAUGAAGUUAGUGGCUAUCUACUGAGUAUAUAACAAAAUAUAUUUCGAACUUGAUAUAUAAAAUACUAACACAACAAAAGGACUUGUGUAUUUAUACUGUAUAUAAAUUUUUUUAAUGAAAUGAAAUAAGGAAACAAAUCAAAAGAAAAGAGAGAGAGAGAGAGGCAAAAUUUUGAUAAAACGAUUAGGAAAAAGAAGUGUAAACCGGACACACUAGCAGUCCAAACAACAGGAAACUAAGUGUCGACAAAGGCCAGAUUUGGCUUGUUUAGGUUGGUAAGAAGUUUUUACUCUUCCAUCAGCAACAUCACCAGCACUGUUUUGGACAAAUAUACUAUCCCAUUCACCAUCACCACACCACUGUUAUCAUGCAAGCAAUGACAAGUCCUACAGUAACAACACCGUCUCUGAACACGAAGCACAGUAGUGGUGAUUUACACAGUCGCUUAAAAUCCAGAAAACUUCUUGGUGUUGGAGAAACUGAUGAUGGCGACAUCCAUCGUUCAAAGCUCAGUCAGAUUUUGGGCCACAGUGACCAGUUAUAUGUUCGGCUCCCUAGUGGAUUGCGGGUUUGGCAAUUUACCUUGGCUUUGGUGUUUACUGUGAUUGCUGUGUGGGCUUUGGUAUUCCCUCAACACUUGUAUGAAACAGCUUUCGAAGCAGUUGAAGGACAAUGUCUCACUCUCCCUGUGAGGUUUUAUGGCGCAGCUUUACUAAGUUUAUCCUGGCUUUUCUGGAGUACACUUCAUGCUAUUGAUCGAGAUGUGAUCAAGACAGCCCUUAUCACCAGCAUCCUCUAUUUCUUUGCUCAUGUCCUUGUGAUUGCUUUUGGAUUGCUGAAAACUCUGCUGGUUUCCCAAAACUAUGGAACAGUCAUUGGUAGUGUGUUCUUUGCUCUGGUAUCUCUUCACUUUUACUGGUCAUUGUCAGGUUGUUCUGGUUCUGCUAGGAAUUCCCAAAACUCCAACAUAACAAGCACUGGUGUUGAAUGUACAUCUUUUGGAUCACCAAGUUCUGGAACUUCACGACUGUUUGACUCCUUGCCUGAAAGAAAAGAAAUUGAUAAAAACAAAUAGUUGUAAAAGACAUUUCUGUUGAGCUAUUUAUUUUAGUAGUUAACCAACUUCUAAAAUAAUUUCAACAACUAUCAAAAUAAAGAUGGUGGUGGGACAAAACAAAAAAAAAAAUAUCAUUAUGAUUUAGUUAUAUCUUCUUUGAUAUUAGAAAUUAAUCUUCUGUUAUAAUUCAUACAUAUAUACAUACAAACACACACAUAUAAAUAUAAUAUAUGCUACAGUGUUAAGACUGAGAAUUAAUGCUAUGUAUGAACCUCUGUUAAUGUCGUCAUGUUAAUGGUUUUGUUCUUGAAAACACCAAUAACCAUUUGUUAUUCAUUGUCUCAUUUUUUUAAUCAAUGGAGCCUUGAAGACAAUAUAAUCUUAUUUUCGUUUUUCUUUUUUUUUUUAUUAAGAAUUGUUGAAACGCUGCUUUUUGUUUUGUUUUUUUCAGUAUGUGUAUUUUGUGUUCUUUUUUGUGAAAAGUAUUAAACCAAGUUAAAGUCAAGUUUGGACUGUUCUUUGUGUGUAUGCAAUGUGCAUAUAUAUAUAUAUAUAUAUAUAUAUAUAUAUAGACACACACUCAUAUAUACAAUUUUAGUUGUAAAUCACAUAAGAUUUUGCCUGUGGCCUGUCAUGGGUUUUCUUAAUUGUACAAUAAGUUAAUCAUUAAAAUAAACUUCACUUUUCUUUGGUU
This is a messenger RNA of Octopus sinensis (East Asian common octopus), 2062 nucleotides long. Its product is annotated as tumor protein p53-inducible protein 11. The transcript is spliced from 6 exons. The record is from RefSeq and is a predicted model, not a curated record. NCBI's taxonomy places the organism in Eukaryota, Metazoa, Mollusca, Cephalopoda, Octopoda, Octopodidae. Bases 679 to 1386 code for a protein of 235 amino acids.